AGUGAAUUCAAAGAGUAUAAUCAUCAACAACAAACAAACGAUGGCUAACGCAAAAGACGUGAAAGACUUCAAAGAAACUUUUCAGAGAUUUGAUCAAUAUGUAAACGGAGAGAUUCCAUGGAGGGAAUUUGACAUGACUGGCGUACGCAAACGUUCUACUCCAAUGACCAAGUCUGAAAUCGACACAAUAUUUGUAGAGCUUGGAACUCGUGGUGAAGAUAGAGUCUUUAGAGAUUCCAAGUUUUCCGGUAAUCCUCUUCAAGCUUCUGUCUCUCUUAAACAUAAGCCUAAAGAUGUGAUUAAUGUGGUGCAAAAAGAGUCUUGUCUAUAUAAUUCUGACAAUGAUGAAAAGAAAACAGAGAAUCAACUUCAAAUUCCAAAGAAGGUCUCUCGAAAGUAUAGUGAACGAUGA
Messenger RNA from Arabidopsis thaliana (thale cress), 412 nucleotides. RefSeq lists its product as uncharacterized. The record is from RefSeq and is marked reviewed. The coding region runs from base 41 to 412 and encodes 123 amino acids. The transcript has a single exon. NCBI's taxonomy places the organism in Eukaryota, Viridiplantae, Streptophyta, Magnoliopsida, Brassicales, Brassicaceae.